Penicillium samsonianum is the source of this 1767-nucleotide messenger RNA. Its product is annotated as putative C6 transcription factor. Bases 1 to 1767 code for a protein of 588 amino acids. Gene Ontology annotation, biological process: regulation of DNA-templated transcription; DNA-templated transcription; response to xenobiotic stimulus. Gene Ontology annotation, molecular function: zinc ion binding; DNA-binding transcription factor activity, RNA polymerase II-specific; DNA binding. The transcript has a single exon. NCBI's taxonomy places the organism in Eukaryota, Fungi, Ascomycota, Eurotiomycetes, Eurotiales, Aspergillaceae. The record is from RefSeq and is a predicted model, not a curated record.
AUGUCGACGAAAAUUGCCAAGCGCAAGCGUGCGAGGAAGGCAUGCAUCCCUUGCCACCAGCGCAAGCGGAAAUGUGACGCCGAGCAUCCCUGUGGCACGUGUACCACCUACGACUACAACUGCAGAUACGCGGACACCACUGGCAUUGCGGGUGGCGGAAUAUACGCUCCGCCCCAAAACGAGCGCGUCAGCGUCGACGGUGGAAGUAGUAUGGCGGGCCGGGCCGCCGCCACAUGGCGCGGUCCAGACGGCCGGUCUUAUGUAGCGCGAGGUCCCCGCGGAGCCGACGCGUCGUCGACGAAGAGUCCCACCGUCGUGGCCGACGCGUCCGCGGCCACCACCACGGCCGCCGGCAUCUUCGACGAGCAGAAGUCCAGAUACGCCGGUGCAUCGGCGGCCAUGGCAUUCCCGCACAUCCUGGGCGUGGCUCUCGGCUCUGACAGCCCUCCCAAGAUGCACUCGUUCGCCUACAACUUUGGCAUCCGCCCCGAGGAAGCUUCCAACGCUCAUGGCUUGCUGGGGAGGCUCAUCUCGGAGGAUGACCUCGGCUUCUUCUCGGGUGUGUACUUCUCGGCAAUGGGCCCUAUCGGCGACUACAUAGACCCGAGAAUCUACGCCCAGCGAUGUCGGGAUUAUUACCAUGGCUCCGGUAGCACGGCGGUCGCCUUUGGCGCCGUGGCCGCUGGCGUCGCUGCUCUCGGGUCGUUCCUAUCCCCUAACAGACACGCGCGGGAGUCUGACCUGGUGCAGUAUGCCAAAGCUAUUCUCGAUGAUCCGGUCUCCAUGCGCACGCUGGGUAUCGACCAUAUCAUCGCGUGGGCCAUGCGAGUGUUUUACCUACGGGCCACGACCCGCCCCAAUUAUGCCUGGGUCGCGUCAUGCACCGCUAUGCACCUCUGCGAAGCGAUCGGGCUGCACGAGGAAGAGAACAUCAAGAAGAUGGCGUCCGUCGCCGGCGCCGCUGUUGUUGGACAUGAUGCGGACCGGCUACGGCGAAUUUUCUGGAUCUCGUGGGCCGGGCAUAACAUGCUGUCCUAUGAGUACGAUCGUUCGUCUGUACGAUUUGGGGCCGUGACUUGCCAGGCUAUCAUCCCGAUAUCAGGGUCCGUUGCCGACCAGUUCGUGCAAAUAGCCCAGAUCAUCCCGGCGCCCAACUCCCCGUUCCACCUCGAAAGUCAGCCUCCAACUCCGCGGGAGGAGCUAUUUGAGCGUCUCAAGGCAUUAGACAAGCUCCAAUUCACCCAUCCGUUCCUGGUGGUGACUAAGGCGGACCUCGCGUUUUGCUUCUAUCGACGCAUUUACCAACUCAAGAUGGGCAUAUCGGACGAGAUCAUUCAGCUCGUCAUUGAUAGCGGCAACGCCGCAGUAGAGGCGGCGGAGCAGCUAGCUAACCAGGGUCUUCUGUUCUGGAACGUCAUCGGCAGCGUCUUCCAGUAUGCCUGCGUCCUGUUGGCCAUCGACACACCGGCCGCCUCCGUCCACAUCGCUGCUGCCUUCAAGGGCUUGGAGAAUCUGGUCAAGGUUGCCGACACAGGACUGACGCGUAAGGCAUUGUCGAUGGCGCGGCAUCUACUCAGCCUCAAUACGGCAAAGAAGCAAAAGGAGCUUGCCCAGCUGGAAGGUGUUGAGGCGAGCUAUCAAUCCUUCCAGUCGCAGCCGGAACCCGAGGCCAACACCGCUGUGCCAGACAUAGGCUGGGGGUUGGACUGGGACCAGUUCCUCAUUGACCCAUAUGUAUCGAUGCUCGGUCCCGACAUCCAGUUGUAG